Messenger RNA from Anisakis simplex (herring worm), 2805 nucleotides. Lineage: Eukaryota; Metazoa; Nematoda; Chromadorea; Rhabditida; Anisakidae. The record is from the annotation of a GenBank genome assembly.
AUGCUGGGUUCAUUGCAUGGGCAUAUGUCAACAGUGGUUCCAAGUGCAUCUGGUUGUGGCUACGGAUAUGGCUAUGGCUCAGGCUCAGGCUCAGGCUCUGCAUAUUUAUCAUGUGCAUCACCACCAGCGAUGAGCCAACAGCAACAAGUGUGUCAUCGUGAAACAAUGGAAGUAUCGUUACAUAGCUAUGCAAAAGGUGCUUUUGGAUUGGUUUUGCAACGACAGCAGCCAACAGCAACAGCAGCUGCAGCUGCAGCUAAUCCUGGUGGAGUCGGCAUCGGAGGAUCCGCUUGUUGUUCCACACCAAUGCCACUCUUCAUAUCGUACAUCGAAAAAGGUUCAUCGGCCGAAAGGUGUGGUGUCUUGCAAGUAGGUGAUCGAGUUUUGACUAUUAAUGAAUGGUAUACGGCAAAUGGCACUGUUGAAGAAGCAAAUCAUAUAAUGCGACAUUCGUCAAGUCCGCUCACUUUAACUGUUGAAUUUGACGUUAUUGAGUCUCUUCUACCUCCGAACGGAAUUCUGAAUGUGAAGUUGGCAAAACGAGGUAAUAAUUUGGGUAUCGUAACAAAAAGCGAGACCGAUGGACGCAAAGGCGAACCGGUCAUUAUAUCUGAUAUCCGAACGGGGAGUGUUGCGCAACGAUGUGGUUCGAUAAGUGUAGGUGAUCGUAUAUUAGCAAUAGAUAACAUUCCAUUGGAGUCGUGUACCGUCGAAGAGGCGAUGCGACUUCUGCAACGUUGCGGUGAUGUCGUCAAGUUGCGCAUUCGAAAAGCCAUUUUGCAGGAUGAAAAUGAGAGUUCGCAUACGGUUGUGUACUCGAUUGAGCUCAAUCGUAAAGGACGUCCGAUGGGAAUAACGAUAGCCUCAAGGGGUGAGCGUGGUGAUCCGGUUAUCAUAUCGCAGCUGGCACCUAGGGGCUUAGCUGAGAGGACCGGAGCACUUCGUGUAGGUGACCGUAUAUUGGCGGUGAACGGUGAGUCAAUUGAAGGAAAGAAAGUAUCGGAUGCGAUGCAUUUGCUGCAACAAAGUGGUGAUAUUGUUACUAUCAAGAUAUCUAGAUAUAUUGAUCAGAAUUUUAAUCACCCAUAUUCCAAUUCGUAUUACCCGUUGAAUAGUUCGAGUUGUGGACGAUAUCGAAUGAUGGGUGCUGCUGCUAUACCUCAAACAAUACAUUCCUCCACUGGGCAAGUAACAGAUUCAUAUAACGAACCGCCCGAUAAACUUGGGUAUGGGACACCGAUUCAAAGUAUCGAUAGCGCAGUUGAGAGUUUAGAGGACUCGCCCGUGCAACUGCAACAACACACCUCGAAAUCGUCGUCUGCUCAGCACCGCUUCAGUGCAGACGAUCGUAUUAGUAAUGUGCAGCUGCAGUAUUUAUGUGAAGAUGAACGAAACAACGACUGGUCGAAUAUAAGAGAUACAGCUGCUAAUGAUCAUCAUCACAAUACUACAGCUGAUGAUAACAGAAAUGAAAUCAGUAAUCAUAAGAAUGGCUGGGAUAGUGGUAUGAGUUCGACAACAGAUAAUAAUUAUUGUAUGAUGAUGGAGUGUUGCUCUUGUCAAAAUGCAACAACCAGUAGUAGUGCAGCUGCAGCUACUGAUGACUGGGUAAAAAUAUUGGAAGCACUGGAAACAGUGGGUGAGGCCGAAAUGCUAAAGAAACUUGAGGACAGCAUCAUGAGUGGGGCGGUACCACCACCUCAACUGAAUAUGCGUCCGCAUGCUCUUGGACAUGCAGCCACAUCAUCUGGAGUGACGGCGGCGACUACACAAGCCGCAGGUCUAAUCAGCUCAAGUGGGGGUGGUCUGCUCUCACCGUGUGCGUCAAUUCUCGGACGACAACAACCCCCUUUCACCCCUUCAAAUACGAACACAAUCUUAAAACAUCCUCCGUUAACUGGCUGUGCUACCUCGUCAACUACCGCCCAACUAUCGUCUAGACCAUUGAUGAGUGGAUCAGUUGGUUCAGAUCGAGGCGAUUCGUUGAGCGUUCAUUCGGGUGAUUCGUUGACGGGUUGUUCGCUAUCUUAUGAGAUUCCUCCAUCGAUGCCACCGCCGAAACCACCUCGUUAUGAGCAACAACAGCAGCAGCAGCAGCCGCUAGCACAAGCCGCAUCAUCAUCCGCAGCAACAGCAGUAGUUGGAACCGGAGCGGUGGUAUCGACAUUGCUUCAACAACCGUGUAUUUUAAAUCCACUUAGUGUACCACCUGUCGGCGUUGCUACGGCUUCAGAGACGCCUCUUUUCACGCAAUCCGCCUCUUAUGCAAUCAAUUCACCGAUGACGUCGUCGUCACGGAAUUUGCUGAGCAAUCGAUCAAUAAAGCCGUCCACAUCGGGUUUAAUGUUGCAUGAAUUGAAUGCAAAAACAGAUUAUUUUAAAGAGGCUGCAACAAGCUCAGUGAUUGCUGCUGCUCCAUCAACAGCAGCAGUUACAUGCACUGAAAAACAACCAAAAGGUACAACGCAUCGAGUGGUUUUACAUAGGGAUCCCGCAAUGGGUGGUUUUGGUUUUAGUGUAUCAGACGGGGCCGGUGAUAAUCCAGGUGUCUUUAUAAACGCCAUUCUGCCCGGUGGUCCUGCGGAUCGCUCAGGACAAAUUCAACCUCUUGACAGGAUUUUGCAAGUGAACGAUACAUCGUUGCAAUUUUUGGAUUGCGAUUUGGCAGUUCCACUGUUGAGCGUUGAUCGCAUAGAGCUGUUGUUGUAUCGAGACGGCACAUUGAAUUGUAUAGACGAGGUGGACGAAGCCAUCAAUAAUACUGCCGCGUUGAAUAGGUUUAAUCUGAAGGAUUCGGCGGUUUGA